Messenger RNA from Vicugna pacos (alpaca), 2614 nucleotides. It is a transcript of the gene SLURP1, whose product is annotated as secreted LY6/PLAUR domain containing 1. The record is from RefSeq and is a predicted model, not a curated record. Gene Ontology annotation, cellular component: plasma membrane. NCBI's taxonomy places the organism in Eukaryota, Metazoa, Chordata, Mammalia, Artiodactyla, Camelidae.
ACCACCCAGAGUAGGAGCCUGAGCGCGGGGUAUAAAUCCCCAUGGGAGGCCGGCAGAGGCCUCUCUCGCCUCCUGAGCACAAAGAAUGGCCUCUCCCAGGGCCCUGCCACCGCUGCUGCUGCUCGCUGCGCUCUUGGGUGCACACUCUGGUGAGGCCUUCAGGUGCUUCACGUGCAAGCAGCCCACGUCCAUUUCUUUGUGCAAGAACAUCACUCGCUGCAAGCCAGAGCACACGGCCUGCAAGACCACGCUGGUGGCGGUGGAGUCAGAGUUCCCCUUCGGCCAGAGCCCUGUGGUGACCCGCUCCUGCUCCAGCUCCUGCACGGCCACUGACCCGGACAGCUUUGGGGUCAGACACCCUGUCUUCUGCUGCUUCCGUGAUCUCUGCAAUUCUGUGGGGGCCGCCAGGCUCAGUGCCGGGGCCCUGGCCACUCUGGGGGCCACACUCCUCAGCCACCUCCUUCCCUGAAGAGCCUGGCUCUGCCAGUGGCCACCACUGCUGGCACGCCUCCAUGGCCCAAGCUCCCUGGGCCUCAGGUUACCCGUGGGACCCUAGGGGAGCUUCCCAGGUGGGCCUGGGUCUUCCCAAGUGCGUGGGAAAGGGUGUGAAGUGCUGCACCCACCAAUCUCCACGGGCCUCGUCCCCUCCUCUGACAAUGGGCCUGUUACACCCUCGGCCCUGGGGACAGCUGAGAUUCCACGAGAUUGUGUGCACGGAAUACUAAGGCCGCCCAGCUCCCCCCAGGCCCCCAGGGCUGCUGAGAGGUUCCCAGGGGCCAGCCUGCCGGCCGGAGGAGCAGCAAGAGUGUCCUCGGGGGCUGAGCACCCCCAGGGCCCAGGGUCCUUGGGCCCCAGGAGAGCCCGCCUCAAGCUCCUGCUUCCCCCUCACAUGGCUCCCAGCUGUCCCCGGGUGUGACCUGCUCCAGCCCCACUGUAGGCAGGUGGAGGCAGGAGCCUGAGUUACCCCAGGGGCGUCAAUGCCCCUCUCCAGGCACAAGUUUCCAUUGGGCUUUCUGGGCCGGGCAUUUUCCAGAUUCUGUGUAUGGCCAAACCUCCAGACAGCCCCACUGGACCCUGCAUUUGGAGGCAAGAAGCCAGGGCUACGGCCUCCCCUUGGGGUCUGAGCAAGCCCAAGUCACUCCGCCUCAGCUUCACCAGCAGAGCCACAGGGAGGGUGCCUUCAGGUCUCUGAGGCGGGAAGGGCAGAUGGGAGAGGCUUGGCAGCCGCCCAUCCCCCAGGAAGGCUGGUGGGCGGCCGGGGGCACCUGCAAGGCCUCCGCUCUGCUCAAGCGUGGCCAGCAGAGGGCGUGCGCCCCUCAGGCUCCUCCCAGGGGCAGCCAGGUCAGGGUCUCAUACCCCAGACACCCAGAGAUCGGCCACCAGGUCCUCUCCAUCCCAUCCUCUGCCCUGGCCCUCCCUGCCACCUGCCCAGGACUGAGACACCCCCCCAUGGUCUGUCCUCCAAACAUAGACUGAGAGCCUCCUGUCCUCCUGUCCCCCUGCCCCCUCAGCUGGGGUGCAUCUCCCUGAAGUGGACAGAGAAGUCCCCAUGCCCCGGGGAACAGCCACACUCAGCCCAGAUGCCCUUGAACAUCUUGAACCACACCCCCCUGGUCGCCUCCCACACACAGGGUGCCAAGCAGAGCAGACUACGGCCAGGCACCCCCAGCCGGGCUCCCCAGCCCCUGCCCUGCUCCAGAGUCCCAGCCAGCCACUCAGAACCACUGGCUGGACCUGCCUGGGCCUAGACCACCUGGGGGCACCAUUUCCUGUCUGCAGUCCCAUUUGUAAACUUGUCCCGGCUGACAAUGCUCAACUCAGACAACUGCCAUGACCCCCCCCAACCCCCCUGCCUCGUGGCCCACAGCACCUGUGCCAACGUCUCUUAAGUGAAGAGAAACAGACAUCUGAUGCGGAUGCCACUGGCUCAGGGCAGGCGUGAGGCACAGCCUGUCAGGCCCCAAGGCCCUCAGACCUGGCGGGAGACGGAAAGGGCAGCAGACCACUGACCUGCCACGUGCUUCUCCACUCCCGCUGCCGCAUCCCUGAGUGCCUGCUGCAAACACAGCUGCUUCCAACUGCUCUUUCUCAAGUCCGCCUGGGCCCUCCUGGGCAGAAGGUCAGGGCACAGACACCCCCCUCACUCACCUGCCCUGUGUCCUCUCAGGGGGCCCUGCAGAAUAUCCCUGUACUCCGCCCCCACCCAUCCCCCCCACCCAUGAAGGCCCACUGACCUGUGUCCCCACGUGCCUCCCCCGACUCUGCCUAGUGACCCCCCCAGGGGCCUGGGGGCCCAGACCCAGAAUCUGGGGCACAACCUCACAAGCCCCUGUGGAGGACUGUGGAUGAGGAGGGCCAGGGGCUGUAAGAGGCUUUGGGCAACUCCUUUCUGGCCUUGGUCCCAUGCUCCAUGGACCAGGGACGAGUCCUGCCCUGCCAGCCUGGCCCCAAAGUUCACAUAACAAUUUGGGCAACACCCCCCUCCACAGCUGUAAGUGGCCCGCCACUUCCCUGGCGGGGGUGGGCCUCAGAAAUGAGGACUCCCCAGCACACUCACAUUUAACACCCUUUAAUCUUGGGCUUCCUUUAAAUAAAAUGGCAAUAUUGCAGCUUU